AUGAAUGCAAUCAAAGCGAUACUUUUCACCCUACUGGGCGAAAUCGGUAAAGGUCUAAUGGAAGACAGUGAGAAUAGCAUUUUUGCACAAAACGCUGGUGAAGUGGCCGUUGUGAACGGGACAGAGGCGAAUUUGAAAUGCACCCUUAACACCGACCUAAAUAUUUCGGACAUGGACAAUAUUACCUGGAUUCGUUCCCCGCGUCAGAUUUUAACCAGAGGAAUAUUUCGAGUUACAGACAACGAUCGGAUAACCGUAGCACCUCAAGUACUCCUUCGUCGUCGAGACUUCAGCUUGAAAAUUCGGCCAGUGCUGUUCGAAGAUCAUGGGGAAUACCGCUGUGCCGCAAGCACAAAUAACCGUGUGUAUUACCAGUCAACGGUUCUGCGUGUCCUUGUACCACCGAAAAUAAUCCGAUCACCAGUCCGCCUGCUUAAAGUGGAUGAGGGAGCGAAGCUUCAUAUUGAAUGUUCCGCUACGGGAAAUCCAAACCCUGAGGUUACAUGGUUCUUCAAAAGGAACAAAUCCCAAGGCAGCACCAAUGGAGAUGAGACACUUGUGCCGUUUCGUGAAGCAUUCCCGAAAUUUUACAAGGGUUGGUUAAAAUUCGAACACUACCUUUAA
Dicrocoelium dendriticum is the source of this 624-nucleotide messenger RNA. NCBI's taxonomy places the organism in Eukaryota, Metazoa, Platyhelminthes, Trematoda, Plagiorchiida, Dicrocoeliidae. The record is from the annotation of a GenBank genome assembly.